Messenger RNA from Cooperia oncophora, 1296 nucleotides. The record is from the annotation of a GenBank genome assembly. Lineage: Eukaryota; Metazoa; Nematoda; Chromadorea; Rhabditida; Trichostrongylidae.
AUGUUGCAGCAGCACAGUUUGAGAGCAAUAACCAGAAUUAAUGAGAUGGGUCCAUCAGUUGAGAUUUCGCGGACGGAACGAUCUCCAUCUUCAAGGAAGCAACGAAGUGAUUCAGGCACGAAGCAGCCGUUAGGAUCGAAUAGUGACAAUAUACGUUGCGCAACGUCUACUGCAUCUCCAACCACUGCAGCUCCUUCACGCCGGUCUCCUAAUUCAUCGAGCGCAAACAGGAGUGAUUCUAAUGAUAAGGAGUAUAGCGCUAUCUAUAAUCUUGUUCCUCCCUGGAUGACGGAUUUGCCAGUAGCUCUGCACAUGCGAGCACGAAUGGCAUUUGAAUUGACUGAAUAUCACUCUGCUAAGGAGAUACUUCAGAAGUUACGGAAAAUGUACCCUCAUCGAACUGAAGUAGAUUUCGCCUCUUUCCUCUCUGCUUAUUGUUUUUUUUCCAUUGUACUAUUGAAGGGAAUGGAGUUGCUGUCAACAGCGCUUUGGCAUCUUCAAGAUGCUCAUGAAUUAUCAUCGCUUGCACAGCAUUUGACAAUCGAAGCUCGGUUCAGGCCACAGACUUGGUGUGUCGCCGGGAAUUGCUUCUCCUUACAAAGACAGGUGAUAUCCGCUGAUAAUUUCUCAGCACUACAUUCUCUUCCGAACAGUACCGUUCAGCAUGCAAAAGCGGUCGAUUGUAUGGAACGUGCGAUACAGUUGGAUCCAUAUUUUGCUUAUGCGUACACCUUGUUAGGACAUGAGCUGAUAUUCCAGGAGGAGUACGAUCGAGCUGCAAACGCCUUCAGGCGAGCGUUGGAAAUUUCUCCCAAGGACUAUCGAGCUUGGCAUGGUCUUGGUCUAGUCCACCUUCGUAAAGAACAAAUGGGUCUUGCACAGGUCAAUAUCUCCAAAGCCGUAACAAUCAAUCCAACGAACCGAGCAAUGCUUUGUCAAUUGGCCCAAAUAGAGCAGGCCUUGAAUCGUCCUGAAAGAGCGAUGCGGCUGAUAGAUCGGGCGCUUGUUCUGGAUCCUGAUGACGUUGCCUGUCGUUACAAUAGGGCUAGAUUACUUUUCGAUACGAAGCAUAAUGAGGAGUGCGUCAAGGAGCUUAAUGAGCUCAAAGAGGUCUCACCAGACGAGGCUUAUAUCUACCAUCUGUUAGGAAAGGUUCAUAGACGAUUAGGAAAUAAUCACUUGGCUCUGUUGAACUAUAGUUGGGCCACAGAAAUGGAUCCGAGAGGAGAACAGAUGUUGGGUCAUGCGGGAGAAAGGUCCUAUGAUGACGACGAUCCGUCUCCCACAGCGAGCUAG